Molecule: messenger RNA, 2832 nt
Organism: Parathielavia appendiculata
Lineage: Eukaryota; Fungi; Ascomycota; Sordariomycetes; Sordariales; Chaetomiaceae
Exons: 3
Coding region: 1-2832 (943 amino acids)
Source: RefSeq, a predicted model, not a curated record
AUGGAAAUGCUAAUACCUCCUCGGGACCAUGGGCCGUCCACGUACCGCUACACAUGGGAUGAGAACGGAGAGAUUGCCCAGGUAACUCGAGUGAGAGACUCACGCCCCUUCUCGAUAGCCCGCCGCAGCCCAGGCUGGCAAAGCGCCCAAUGGCCCUUCCAAAGCAUCAUCACUACUACUACAAUAACCACAGCAACAACAGACAACGACCCCGCCAGCCCAGCCUCCCCUUCCUGCCAUCACCACCAACAUCGUCGAGCAUCGUCAUCAUCAGCCUUCCACUCAACGUGGCAACCCGACAGCCCUCAUCCCCAUCCCCAAACCACCACCAACAAAACCAUUAGCAACGGCUCCUCAGAGGAAACCCCAACAAGCCGGGUAAGCCUGGUCCCCGAUUACGUCGCCACCUUCCUCCGCUUUCUCCGCAGCAGCAUCAACAGCAACACCACGCCCGAGUCAACCCUCACCAUCCAGCAGCAGCACCCAGAGACCCCCAUCAUGAUCCCUCACCGCGACCGCUAUUACACCUCCCGCAACAGCGACGAGGCCGAGAAGCAAGAGCGAACAAUUACGCCCCAGAAAAAGCACUGCGUUGUCCAGAUCGUCGUGCCUUCCGAGCACCCCCACCCCCAACACCAGCAGCACCGGUCAGGGGUGGCGGACUUCUAUGAUGAGAGGGGAGUUCGCAUCUAUCCUGACGAUAGUGUUCAUGUCUUGGAAGCCGGGAUCGAAGGGGUUGAUUCUCGCGAUUGCGAUCGCGAAGCUGGGGGUGAACAUCCCGUGGUGGGGGAAGAGGAGCAGGGUUUCUUGGGCUCGUCGGUUGUUUGGGAUAGGGUCUCUGGAGGUUUUACCGGUGAAAAGGGGAAUGGUGGUGAUAAGAACUGGAAGAGGAGGGGAGGUACGAGGUGGCUUAGCGGAUGGCGGGCUGGGGUCGCGAUGAAUGUGCUGGCUGUGUUUGUGGUGCUGAUGGCUGGGUUUGUGUGCCUCGUUGUGGCCAUCUCGCGGGUGUCCCUUGACGGCGAAAGGUCGGCUUUUUUCGUCGGGCCGUGCGCCGCGGCGAGGGGGCCGGAGGGCGGGCUGCAUGCGGUGAUUAGUGUAUUUGUGGUGGUCUUGGUGGCCGGGGCAAACUACACUUUCCAGGUCAUUGCCAGUCCGACGCGGGAGGAAGUGACGGCGGCGCAUCUGGGGAGGGAGUGGCUAGAUAUUGGGAUCCCGUCAUUUCGGGGUAUUCGACGAAUUGAAAGGGGCAGGGGCUUUCUGGCGGUUAUGGUGUUGGUGAUGGCUGUCCUGACGCAGAUAAUGUAUAAUGCUGUAAUAUACGUCUCACAGACGGCGCCGAACUACAAGGCCGCCUUGGUCAGCGAGCCCUUCGUCGCGGGCGCUUCUUUUAACAGCGACUCAUCAAACAACGUUGGCGGGUUGAGUCGCGUCGAUCUUGAGACUCUUCAGCAGCGAGCAGCUCGAGGGGAGACUGUCCGGCUUUCCGCGUCGGCAUGUAUCAACCAGUUCAGCGCAGAGUUCGAGACGGAGUACUCGGCCGUCCUCCUAAUCUCCGCCUCCAGCUCCGCAUCUCUCAUUCAGACCUCUCUGGGUACCAUCCAGGACCUAGUCCCCACUGCGUCCGCCAUCCAAUAUUGUCUAGCCUUCCCCGCCGCCGCUCCAACUUGCGAAGUCAGCCUGAACGCCCCUCUCCUCGGGUCCGUCGCCCUCGUCAACGCAAUUACCCUCCUAGCGACGGCCACCGUCCUCUUCAGACGUCCCUCGUCCUUCCGCCCUCUCGCCACCCUCGGCGACGCCAUCUCUUCCUUCCUCCAGGAUCCCGAUCCAACCACACAAGGCGCCUGCCUCCUCUCGAAAUCCGACGUCCGUCACGGCCGCUGGCCGCUCCAGGAGUCCAAAUUCUGGGUCCCCAGAACCCACCGCUGGCUCCGCAGCGUCUCCGGCGCCCGCUGGCUAGCGACCUUCUCCCUCUGGGUAGCCUGCAUCAGCCUCUGCGCGGGAGGCUUAGCCUUCUCUCUUACCCCCUCUCACCCUGAAACAACAACACCCCAACACCUCCCCCCCUUCGGGAGCACCCCCUCUCCGCAUGCCUUGAUCCUCCUCCCAGCGUCAUCCAUCCCGCCCUCAGCAGCAGCCGUCCUAGCCUCCCUCCCGCAGCUCCUCCUCGCAAAUCUCUACCUCGCCGUUAACGCGCUCCUGACGACGUACUAUCUCUCGCAGGAAUCAGCCCUGUUCGCGACCGGUCCGGCCCCCCGAUCGCUGCGCGUGUCGGCGGACGACGCCGAAGGGGAGCAGACCACGUCGGUAUAUCUCACGCUGCCUGUUCCGGUGUCGGCGCUGCUCAUGGCGUGCUUUAUGGGGUUGGCGUUUAUUUUGAGUCAGAGCUUUUUUGCCGUGUCGGUGCGGCUGGAGGAAGUGCAUAUAUCGUCGCUGUCGGGUGACGAGGCGCUGUCUCUGUCUUCUGGAUCAAGGGUUCCAUCUCCUGCUGGUGAGAGGACGAUUGUGGCGCUUGGGUUUAGUGGGCUGGGUUUGCUUGUUUUGUUGGUGGUCUUCGUACUCCUUGCGGUGGCGGUUGUGGGAUUGGGGCUGAGACGGGCGCCGCCGGUGGGUGUGGUAAACGGGGAUAUGUUCGGGAAUCCGAUGGCGUUGCCGGGUGGGUCGUGCAGUGCUGUUCUGAGCGCACGCUGUCACCCACUGGCGAGGGAGAAGGGGCUGUGGAGGGAGCCGGUUAUGUGGGGAGUGGUAAGGGAGGGGGUUGGGUUCGGGGUCAGCCACUGUGGUUUUACCGCUGGGAGGGCGGGAGUGGUUGUGCCAGGGAGAAAUUAUGCUUGA